This is a messenger RNA of Spodoptera litura, 2931 nucleotides long. NCBI's taxonomy places the organism in Eukaryota, Metazoa, Arthropoda, Insecta, Lepidoptera, Noctuidae. The record is from RefSeq and is a predicted model, not a curated record.
UUAAAAUAAUUGUAAGUAUGUACGUAGAUAUUGUGUUUAUAUAUUUUAUACGAAUUAAUGAUGCGUGAAAAUCCGGAGCCCUUCUCGUUUCUGUAUCAAGUCGUACACGGGGAGGACAAGUCGACAGAUAAACACGUGCACACACAAGCGCCUCCUGUGCUACAACUAUAAUUACAAGGUAAUUAAUCACAUAACUAACUUGUUAAAUACGAAUUCAAGGUCGUCCCAUUGUUAGAAUAUAUAUUUAUUGCAAUAUUAUUUUGAUGUUUUAAUCACACAUUAUUUUGUUUGAAUUGCCAUCCAGCAUUUGAAGUGUCACUAACUUUUUUAUUAUAUUUUAAUUGUAAAUAAUUUCUCAUCGCAGAUACGAGCGGCGCCGAGCGGGUGAAGUAAUCUCGAUCUAGGCUGCUUAUUCGAAAAACUUUGACUUCGUGUAUUAAGUUUACCUUGAUACGGAGCGGUCAUGUUAGGUGCUACUCCUGUGUUGUUUCCGAUCUAUAAGUGAUACAAACAAUAUUCCUGUUUAUGUGUGUGUUGUGAGAACUGUGUACAAAAAUAAUUCAAGAUGUGGUCGCUCGCAAUUCCUGACGGAUUCGUGAUGGACCCGUUGGCGCCCACCGCGCUUGCGGUAUCUUCAGAGUUUAUGGACCGCAUUGGCAGUGGGUUGACAAUACUCAGAGAUCACAGCAAAAAAGUUCAGAAGUAUGUUUGGAAAAACAGAAAAUUCGACAUUCUCAAGAAGUCAUGGAAGUCUAUGGUGAACGUCGUUCUGAUUGAUGCCAAAGAUACACCGGCGGGGAGUGCCAAUGGACUUUAUUGUAAAUUCAAACUGGGCAGCGAAGGUCACAAAUCGAAGCAGCUGUCAAAGUCAAAACCUUCGUGGUGUGAGAGGUUUAACCUCUACCUAUACGAUGACAAUAACUUGGAAGUCACAGUCUGGCACAAGGGGAAACAGAAGACUUUUAUGGGCAGAUGUGUCAUCGACCUCUCGCAGCUUGAAAAAGAGAAGACGCAUGAGUUGUGGCAGGAGUUGGACUGUGGACAAGGAUCCUUGCAUAUGCUGAUCACUUUGAGUGCGACGGCAAGAACUAUGCUCCUGGAUAACGUCCCUACAACAAAUGGCGUUACCCAUGCUGCUCCCGAGGUGGAGAAAUUUACAUGGUACCGCCUGGACAACAAUUGGGGAGAAGUUGGUGAGCUGUCGGUGACGGUGUACGGAGCUGAAGGGCUGAGCGCUCUCGGUCUGAGCGGGAAGGCAGACUCCUACUGCGUUUUAGAGCUGGACAACAACAGAGUCCAAACGCAUACGGUGCCUGGCACUUCAGAUCCAACGUGGAAUAAAAGUUUUACCUUCCCAAUAGACGACGUAACAUCGACACUAACAAUAACAGUAAAGGAUGAAUCGAUUAUAAACACAAUGAAAGAUGGGACACUCGGAAAAAUAUCGAUACCUCUACUGACAAUAGUGAAUGAUGAGAAAGCAUGGUUCGACCUCAGUAACCGACCGAAGAAAUCGGUGCUAACGAAAGGAAACUCCUCGAAAAUUCAAUUACAAAUGUCCAUCGCGUGGAACCCGAUAAAAGCAUCAUUACGAUUAUUAAGUCCUAAAACGAACAAGUAUACGGAACCAACGCCGCGUACGUUUAGCAUACCGCUCAUCUACAACAAUCUGAAGUUCAUCAAAGUUAUAUUUUCGGCUGUGUACUACGGAAAUGAACAUUUAAAGUAUUUGUUUGAGUGGGAGAACCGAGAGAAGUCAGCCCUGGCGCUGGGCGUUUGGUUGCUAUUUUGGUUCUUCUUUAGAAUGUGGAUGACCCCACUGCUCGCAGUUGUCCCCUUCGUAUACUUCUGGGCUACACGAAAUACAGCAAAUCUGAUUCCUAUCUCUCAAUUUGACGAUGAUUCUUCAGAAGACGAUCUGGAAUCAACUAAGGACGACAAAACAAUAAAAACUCGUUUGUACGAACUACAGGAUCUCACUUUUACAAUUAAGGAUGGCAUAGACUACAUUGUAUCUCUAUUACAGAGGGUUAGAAACUUAUUUAAGUUUGCGGUACCGUACUUAAGUUACCUCGUGAUGACUGUACUGGUUGCAGCCACCGUUGCACUAUACAUCAUUCCCAUCAAUUAUAUAUUUAUGGCAUUAGGUAUCUACAAGUUCAUGCGCAAAGUGUUAAACCCUGACCGAGUUCCAAACAAUGACAUACUGGACUUCAUAUCACGGAUACCGGACGACAAGAUGCUGAAACAAUGGCGCGAACUGAGAGUCCCGGAGAACAACUUCAACAGAACAUACUCGAAGAGGCGAUAAGUAAGGAGAGGAAAGGCGCACUGCACGCUACGUUACAUAACCGUAAUGAUGUAGUGUGGCGCGGGCUUUAGCUCCUAAGAGCUCUUCGCUGUCAGCUCCAGUUAACUCCGAUCAGCUCUUGUCAGCUCCUGUCAGCUCCGGAGCUAUGAAGUCUCACAACCCCGACUACGACCGCCUUGCACAAAAUUGUGCAAUAAAACUACGUGAUUGCAUUGAUUGCUCAAAUUAUUUAUAAUUUAAUUUAAUCUCAUAGGUGAUAUUAAUUAUAAUUAUUUUGCCAUUAGACUAAUGAGCAUUUAGAUUCGCAGCCGCAUUUUUUUAAUUAUUUCAUUUAAGAAAUAUUUUUUAUAUUUAUUUAUAAAGUGGUUUGCGGAUUUGUCUGAUAAAUUAGUUAUUAGGUAAUGUUUGUCAUUUUCCUAUCGAUUCUAAGACAAACGACAUGAUAAUGUUAAUAACAUUUUGUACAAUAAUAAACCUUAUGGUUAUUGUAAUAAUGAUCAAUGUACAAAGAAAAUAGUAUGCAAAAUGCAAAUACCUCCUAAUAAGAAGCUAGGUUAACAAUGAAAUUGUGAUGUUUAAUUUUAAGAAUGAAACAAUGAAUAAUUAUAUAUUCUCUUAUA